Messenger RNA from Scomber scombrus (Atlantic mackerel), 996 nucleotides. Its product is annotated as prisilkin-39-like. Bases 1 to 996 code for a protein of 331 amino acids. The transcript is spliced from 5 exons. Lineage: Eukaryota; Metazoa; Chordata; Actinopteri; Scombriformes; Scombridae. The record is from RefSeq and is a predicted model, not a curated record.
AUGAGGAUGUUGUGGAUUUCAUGCCUGCUGAUUGGAAGCAUCUCCUGUGUUUCUGCAGGGAAAAAAUACGGCUCAGGUGCUGCUGGCUCAGGUGCUGCUGACCCAGGCUUCUGGCGGUCUGUGCGCUAUAACAGCCCUGUGGUCUCCUCAUAUGGGGCUGCUUAUCCAGCUUCUCAGCCCAGUGGGUAUGACAGUGGUGCUCUAGGUGGCGGCUAUGGAUAUGGUGGCUAUGCUAGCUCAGGUAGUGGUUAUGCAGGGGACGCCUCUUACGCCUUUGUUACCAGCUCUGGUGAUGAAAGCCCAGAGCCUGUCUUCAGUGACGUGUCUGAUCUGGAGCCAGUCUACGCCUUCAACUCUAGGUCAAGGUACCAGCGAGGAAGAGCAAUGUAUACUAAAACUCGCUACAACCCAGGAGAGCCUGGUCCUGUAGUCAUGUCAGUAUCAGGAGACGCCAGUAAAACCUCAAACCAGAACUAUCCUGCUAAAGCACCAGCCAAAGGGUGUUGUGGAUUUCAUGCCCUGCUGAUUGGAAGCAUCUCUGUUCCUGCAGGGAAAAAAUACGGCUCAGGUGCUGCUGACCCAGGCUUCUGGCGGUCUGUGCGCUAUAACAGCCCUGUGGUCUCCUCAUAUGGGGCUGCUUAUCCAGCUUCUCAGCCCAGUGGGUAUGACAGUGGUGCUCUAGGUGGCGGCUAUGGAUACGGUGGUGGCUAUGCUAGCUCAGGUAGUGGUUCUGCAGGGGACGCCUCUUACGCCUUUGUUACCAGCUCUGAUGCUGGUGAUGAAAGCCCAGAGCCGGUCUUCAGUGAUGUGUCUGAUCUAGAGCCAGUCUACGCCUUCAGCUCUCGGUCAAGGUACCAGCAAGGAAGAGCAAUGUAUACUAAAACCCGCUACACCCCAGGAGAGUCUGGUCCUGUAGUCAUGCCAGUUUCAGGAGCCACCAGUGAUGCGUCAAACCAGAACUAUCCUGCUAAAGCACCAGCCAAAGGUGGCUACUAA